AUGAAAGUUUCUAGUGUCUUUGUUGGUGUGUUUUUAGUUAAUCUAACUUAUGCUAUCACUUUACCUCAACAGUUCAAUUUCUUUAGAAAUAAGGAUAAUGAGAAACUGGGUCUAAUUAAAGACCUCGUCUCCAACGUUGUUCACACUCUAGAUUUGAAUAUCGACUACCAAGGCGCAGUCGAUUUGUUCACCGCUAACAAUAACAAGCUUCUUCGUGUGUGGGAGAAAUUCGUCACGGUCCAAGAUUUGGUCGAUUUGAACAAGAAUUUGAUUUCAAAACCAUUGGGUAAGUUUUCCUUUAAGGACAACAAGUUCUGGGAUACUAUCACGAGCACAAAAACGAAUGAUUAUCAAUUAAGAAGUCAAAAAAUCAAAAAUCCGAAGAAACUGGGUGUAGAUCCAGGUGUCGACCAAUAUUCGGGUUAUUUGGAUGUUGUCGAAGAUGACAAACACUUCUUUUACUGGUUUUUUGAGAGUAGAAAUGAUCCCAAGAACGAUCCAGUUAUUCUUUGGUUGAAUGGUGGUCCAGGUUGUUCCUCAAUGACAGGUCUAUUCUUUGAAUUAGGUUCUUCCUCGAUAGGCAAAAACUUGAAGCCAAUCUAUAACCCAUACUCUUGGAAUUCAAAUGCCUCCGUUAUCUUUUUAGAUCAACCAGUAAAUGUCGGUUUCUCUUACUCAGGUUCUGCUGGUGUCUCUAACACAAUCGCUGCCUCAAAGGAUAUUUACAACUUCUUAAAUCUAUUUUUUGAACAAUUCCCACAAUUCGCAAAGAAUGAUUUCCACAUUGCUGGCGAAUCAUACGCCGGCCACUAUAUUCCAGUCUUUGCUACAGAAAUUCUAUCGCACCCUGCUGAGGAGAGAUCUUUCAACUUGACUUCGGUUAUGAUCGGUAACGGUUUGACAGACCCUUUGAACCAAUACCCAUAUUACAAGCCAAUGGCUUGUGGUGAAGGUGGUGCCGGUGCAGUGUUGUCUCCUGACGAAUGUCAAGCAAUGGAUGACUCGCUAGAUCGUUGUCUAUCUUUGAUUCAAUCCUGUUAUAGUAGCAACUCUGUCUGGACUUGUGUUCCAGCUUCAAUCUACUGUAACAACGCUCAACUCUUACCAUAUCAAAGAACAGGUAAGAAUGUUUACGAUAUUAGAAAAGAGUGUGAAAAUGAUUCAUUAUGUUACAACGAUCUACAAUACAUUGAUGAAUAUUUGAAUGAGGAAUUUGUUCAGAAUGAAAUUGGUGCAGAAGUCUCAAGUUUUCAAUCUUGUAACUUCGACAUCAACAAAAAUUUCUUAUUCAAUGGUGACUGGAUGAAGCCAUAUCAAGUACACGUUACUCAAUUACUGGACGAAUAUAAACUGCCUGUGUUGAUCUACGCUGGUGACAAAGAUUUCAUCUGCAACUGGCUAGGUAACCAACAUUGGACCGAUGUCUUACCAUGGGAACACAAUGAAGGCUUCCAAAAUGCUGAUAUUAAGAAAUAUCAAUCCAGUUUAUUGGGUAAACCAGCUGGUGAAUACAAAUCAUACAAGAACUUCACUUUCUUAAGAUUAUUCAACGGUGGUCAUAUGGUCCCAUAUGAUCAACCAGAAAAUGCAUUAAGCAUGGUUAAUGACUGGAUUCACAACGGUUACAAAUUAUAA
Molecule: messenger RNA, 1635 nt
Organism: Tetrapisispora phaffii CBS 4417
Lineage: Eukaryota; Fungi; Ascomycota; Saccharomycetes; Saccharomycetales; Saccharomycetaceae
Gene: PRC1
Product: carboxypeptidase C PRC1
Exons: 1
Coding region: 1-1635 (544 amino acids)
Biological process (GO): proteolysis
Cellular component (GO): fungal-type vacuole
Molecular function (GO): serine-type carboxypeptidase activity
Source: RefSeq, a predicted model, not a curated record